This is a messenger RNA of Rubroshorea leprosula, 2254 nucleotides long. The record is from the annotation of a GenBank genome assembly. NCBI's taxonomy places the organism in Eukaryota, Viridiplantae, Streptophyta, Magnoliopsida, Malvales, Dipterocarpaceae.
AGUAUCUUCUCUUGAGAUAUGAAGAUGAUUAAUCAUUUUAGUCAUCCCCAUCCUCUGGUGCUGGUGGAAGAGGAGAUUGAUUGGAUUAGUAUAAUUUAUUACUGCUCCGCAUGUAAAGAACGGGUAGAGGGUUCCAGCUACAACUGCUCAGAGUGUGACUUUUGUCUUCAUAAGUCUUGUGCUGAGCUACCACGGGAGAUCAAUCAUCCCUUUCACACGAGCCAUCCUCUCAUCCUUUAUGAGAAGAGGCCGAACGCCCGCCCUCGUUUCAGAUCUUGGUAUUGCAAUUCCUGUAGAAAAAAAUAUAAAAAAGGUGAGGAACUAUUUGUUUAUCAUUGUUCCUCUUGUAUAUUUGACCUUGACAUUAAAUGUGCUUUGCUUCCAAACUUGAUUACUGGAGAUUUCCCAAAGCUAAAACAUUUUAGCCAUCAACAUUCACUCUUCUUCAUUCAAAACCACUUCAUUGAACCCCAAGAUCGAUCUUGCACUGCAUGUGAAGAGCCCAUAUCAGGUCCUGUUUAUUGUUGUAUCGAUUGUCAGUUUUUCCUUCAUCAGAAAUGCUUUGAGUUACCCCCUAAGAUCAAACACCCUAGUCACCGCAAACACUCUCUUUCUCUUCUACCCAACCCUCCACCUCAUCCAGAGAGAUGUUCUUGUCAUUUAUGCUCCAAAGCUUACAAGGGAUUCAUUUAUUAUUGUACUCUUUGUGAGUUUGGCAUUAUGAUCAAGUAUAUUUUCCCUGACCAUAAAGUGAUACAAAAUAUGCGUCAUGAGCAUCCAUUUACCCUAGCACCAAGACCAUCAUCCUCUUUCAUUUGUGAUGCUUGUGGUACAGAUGGGAGGUACUGCAUUCCUUAUGUAUGCACUGAAUGUGACAUUGCAGUUCAUAAGGAUUGCACUUCACUCCCAAGGAACAUCUUGAUAACAAGGCAUGAUCAUCCAAUUUCCCAUAUUUAUUAUUUCCUUGAAGAAGAACAAGUCAAUAAGAGGGAUUGCAGAAUUUGUCAGAAUGAAAUCAAUGCAGAGUAUGGGUGUUAUCAUUGUCCAGGUUGUGAUUACUUUGUUCAUGUGAAUUGUGCAAUGGACAAAGAUAUUUUCAUCCAAGAGUAUGAGGUGACAGAUGAAAUUCAAAAUUCCAAUCAAAUAAACUUGGGGUGGUUAAUUGGAGAGCCUUCUAUUACUCGUGUUCUCAAGGAAAAGAAAAUUGGAGAGGAAGUAAUAGCCAUAGAGAUUGAACACUUCAACCAUCCAUGCAGAUUAAUACUUUGUGAUGAUGUUAAAGAUGAAAAAUCUUGUUAUGGUUGCAGGCGGUCCAUCGCAACUUCAUUUUAUUAUUGUGCUGAAUGCAGUUACAUUCUUCACAAGCGUUGUGCUGAGUUACCAAGAAAGACACGGCAUUGGGCUUUCAAGGGCACCUUCACUCUUAAGCCUUACAUAGAGUUCAAAUGUGGCUUCUGUUGUUUGCACGGCAGUGGGCUUUCCUACAGAAACGAUGCAAUUGAUCAGGGUUACUGCAUUUCAUGUUUUCUAAUUCCCGACACAAUCACCACUCAAGGACAUAAGCACCAGGUCUUCUUUGAUCACAAAUUUACUUUCACAUGCAGUAUUUGUGAUAUUGGUCAUCAGAAAAAAGGGGCAUAUAUAUGCAGACGCAAGGAAUGUGAUCAUUUCACCUUGGAUUAUACACGUCUUGCGUUGCCUAAUACAGCCCAAUACAAGAAUGAUGAACAUCCUCUAGUACUCACUCCACGCGAUGAUAUUCAUCAUCAUUCAGAUCAAUGUGUCUGUGAUAUUUGUGAAGAAUCAAGAGAUCCAAAUGAGUGGUUUUAUUAUUGUGGAAUCUGUGAUAAUUCUGCUCAUUUCUUGUGUGUUCUUAGCAACUAUCCUUUCUUGAAGCUCGGAUUGACUCACAAGUAUGGAUUUCAUGAGCACCCUCUCACUUUUGCGAAGCAGGAUUAUUUCCACGGCUAUCUCAAAUGCAGUAAUUGUGACAAGUAUUGUAAAGAGGUAUUCCUCAAAUGUACACAAUCAAGAUGCAAGUAUGUUAUCGACUACGAAUGUAGAAUACAUAUUUGGAGAAGUCUUAGGUUGUAAGAUUGUUAGAAGAACACAUCUGCAGGAAAACCAAAGUCCAUGCUUAAUGUUCUUUAUUUGUUUUUAAGUUUCUUUUUCUUUUGAGCUGCAUUGUGCCACAAAUUCAAAAUGUUAUUUUUUUUUUCCUUUAAUGUGUUUGAAGUAAAUAUUAAUAUGCAUU